AUGGCGCCGACUUCCUCUAUUCUUUGGCGCAACCUUCGCGUCCACCAGAUAUACGGUGCCAAUACGGACGUUGGCAAGACAGUAUUCACGACUAUCCUUUGCAAUGCGGUUGCGAAACGCUAUAAGCGCGAUCAGACUUUCUUCCUGAAACCCGUCUCUACAGGCCUGGCUCAAGAGAGUGACAGCUGGUCUCUCCUGAGUGCCAUCUCGGAGCAUAUUGCACGUCGCGCCGAGCAUGGGCCGGGCUGGCUCUUCCUCGAGACAGCCGGAGGGGUGCACUCUCCCGGCCCAUCCGGGACGACGCAAGCCGAUCUCUACACCCCGCUCCGGGCCCCUGUGGUUCUCGUGGGCGACGCCAAGCUUGGUGGCAUCUCCCAGACAAUCGCCGCUUUCGAGGCCCUGAAGAUUCGGGGCCACGACAUUGAGGCGGUAUUGCUCUUCCGCGACCUCGAAUACAAGAACUACGUCUACUUGAGAGACUACUUUCAGACACGCGGCCACGUUCCUGUCGAGACGGUCUCACCGCCUCCUGCACAAUGCGAAGACGAUAGCUCCGAGACAGCAAGCAUGCUGUCGUACUAUGAUUCGGCGAGCUCUGAGGACGGGAUGGCUGGCAUUCUCCAUGCGCUUGAUCAGCGUGCGAAGGAUCGCAUUGCCCGACUUGACAGCAUGCGAGACAAGGCAAGCAAUACUAUAUGGUAUCCGUUCACACAGCAGAAGCUGCUUACUCCAGAUCGCAUCUCCGUCAUUGACUCGGCACACGGAGACUACUUCCAAGUCCUUGAUUCAGAAUCCCAGUCAUCCUCUAACAGGCCUCUUCUGAAGCCCGCAUUCGACGGCUCUGCUUCGUGGUGGACGCAAGGUCUCGGCCAUGCCAAUCCGCAGUUGACGCUGGCGGCCGCAUACGCGGCAGGUCGGUAUGGCCAUGUCAUGUUUGCUGAGGCCAUUCAUGAGCCCGCCCUCGCCCUCGCCGAGCUGCUUCUGAAGGAGUUGGGCAAUCCUCGCCUCUCGCGUGUCUUCUACUCCGACAAUGGAAGCACGGGCUGCGAAGUCGCCGUCAAGAUGGGCCUGCGCGCUGCAAGAACCAGAUACGGGUGGGCGCCGGGCGAGCGGCUCGAGAUCCUCGGUCUGAAGGGGAGCUACCACGGUGACACGAUGGGCGCUAUGGAUUGUUCGCAGCCGUGCGCAUUCAACGAGAAGGUUGAGUGGUACGACGGCAAGGGCUUCUGGUUCGACUAUCCGACUGUACAGUGCACGAACGGGAAGUGGACAGUGGCUGUGCCGGAUGCGCUCCGGAACGACCUUGGCGACAGCACUCAGUUUGCCUCUUUGUCCUCCGUUUUCGACCUUGAUAGCCGUACUCGAGACGGUCAAUUCGAGGGUUACAAGCGAUAUAUAAGCGAGACCCUUGAGCAACUCCAUGACCAAGGCCGCAGGUUUGGAGCGCUGAUGCUUGAGCCUGUUGUUCUGGGCGCUGGCGGGAUGCUCUUGGUCGAUCCUCUGUUCCAAAGAGCUCUAGUAGAAGUCGUCCGAGCCUCCUCACACCUCUUCGAAACAACAGCCCCUUCGUCCCCACCAACCAGCGACGAACAUGCCUCCUCCUGGUCAGGUCUUCCCGUUAUUUUUGACGAGGUAUUUACGGGGUUGUAUCGUCUCGGCCGCUUCUCAGCCGCCUCUCUACUCGGUGUCAACCCGGACAUUUCCGUCCACGCCAAGCUGCUGACCGGCGGGUUGGUCCCACUGUGCGCCACCGUGGCCUCGGAGCCGAUCUUUGCCGCGUUCGCGAGCGACGACAAGAGCGACGCCCUACUCCACGGGCACAGUUACACCGCCCACGCCGUAGGGUGCCAGGUGGCACUCGAGUCGCUGAGUGAGAUGCAAAGUCUGGACGCGCGAGGAGCGUGGGACUGGGCCAAGGCGAACGGGUGGUCUGCUGCCCAGACUCCACCAGACACUACCAUGACAGCCGCGUCAGUCAUAAAUAGCUCGAGCUCCGGGGAUUCUUCCGACGUCAAUUAUUCGAAGGGUCUGGUCUGGUCCAUCUGGUCGCGGGACUUCGUCGAGAAUGUUUCGCAAAAGAUGGAUAAAGUCUCCGGCGUGUGGGCCUUGGGUAGCGUCCUCGCCAUCUCGAUGCGUGACGAGAAGGGCAGCGGUUACAAGAGCAAUGCCGCAGUUAGCUUAAGGACAGCUCUCCACAAGGGAGCUGGUUCAUGGAACGCACACACGCGCGUCCUGGGCAACGUCUUCUACGUCAUGGGUGGCCAAAAGACGGAUAAGGAGACGGUGGAGGAGCUGCAGGCUCUCAUAUUGGAUUUUCUUGAUUCAUAA
This is a messenger RNA of Thyridium curvatum, 2328 nucleotides long. RefSeq lists its product as uncharacterized. NCBI's taxonomy places the organism in Eukaryota, Fungi, Ascomycota, Sordariomycetes, Thyridiales, Thyridiaceae. The record is from RefSeq and is a predicted model, not a curated record. Gene Ontology annotation, biological process: biotin biosynthetic process. Bases 1 to 2328 code for a protein of 775 amino acids. Gene Ontology annotation, molecular function: dethiobiotin synthase activity; pyridoxal phosphate binding; S-adenosyl-L-methionine:8-amino-7-oxononanoate transaminase activity. Gene Ontology annotation, cellular component: mitochondrion. The transcript is spliced from 3 exons.